Acanthocheilonema viteae is the source of this 972-nucleotide messenger RNA. Lineage: Eukaryota; Metazoa; Nematoda; Chromadorea; Rhabditida; Onchocercidae. The record is from the annotation of a GenBank genome assembly.
AUGAGGGAGGAUGGGAUCCAGCCAACUGAAAUUCUCUUGAAACAUAGCAAUAUGAUUAAAGAAGAAGAAGAAGCUUCUACAUCACAGGCAGAUGUCCUUGCUGUUUUGGCGAGUAAUGAGGAUGGUUUAAGUAAUGAAGACUUGAUGAAGCAAACUGCGGGGAUGGAUGUCAAAGCACGUGGUGAAGCAGUUAAUGCCUUGUUGUCAUCAGGUAAAAUCGAAAUGUUACCUGGUCAUACACCUGGCGCAUUUAUCUUACGUCUAAGAAAAGGUACACAAAUUGCCGAUGCUACGCACGAGGAACAGUUGAUUUAUUCACUAAUUGAAGAAUCGGGUAAAAAAGGUAUUUGGAUAAGGGACAUUCGUGAUCGGACUGGUUUAUCACAAACACAAAUGCGUAAAGUUCUAAAAGUAUUAGAACAACGCAAACUUGUUAAAUCCAUUAAAGCGGUAGGUACGACAAAAAAAUGCUAUAUGUUGUAUGAUGUUGUGGCGGAUGAAUCGUUGACAGGUGGAACAUUCUAUUCUGACCAACAGCUGGAUUCGCAGUUCGUCGAAACUCUGGCACAUAUUUGCGUGGCGAUGUUGCAGGUGGAUUUUUAUGGUGACAUAGUUAUGCCAAACAAAAGCAAGAGGAAAUUCUCUGAAGAUAACCACAAAAAUGAUCCUGCAGCUGCUCGGGAAUUUGCAUUUGUCCAUUCCGCCGAGGUGGCGCAAUUCAUUCGCGAAAAGGGUGUUUCUCGUGUGCAACUGAAUAUUGCGGAUAUUGAAAGUAUCCUAUCAGUAGCACUGUUGGAUGGUUUGAUUGAACGACGCGCAGAUGGUAUGUAUCGUGCCCUGAUAGCUAAGACGACCCGUUGUGCUCCAUCUCUUUGUCCUUGUAUUCACUGUCCUGUUGAGGCUGAUUGUAGACCAGGCUAUAUAAUAUCACCGCAGAAUUGUGAAUAUUUUUCAAGUUGGUUAAGUUGGUAG